Messenger RNA from Drosophila melanogaster (fruit fly), 592 nucleotides. RefSeq names its product ribosomal protein L36 (gene RpL36). Gene Ontology annotation, molecular function: structural constituent of ribosome. Gene Ontology annotation, biological process: translation. The transcript has 3 exons. Gene Ontology annotation, cellular component: cytosol; cytoplasm; ribosome. Lineage: Eukaryota; Metazoa; Arthropoda; Insecta; Diptera; Drosophilidae. The coding region runs from base 132 to 479 and encodes 115 amino acids. The record is from RefSeq and is marked reviewed.
UUUUUCGCUCUUUCUUUCUUUUAACAGCGUCUGAGGUGGAGUGUUAUUCCGCGAAAAUAAGUCUGAAUUGUAGUGCAAUCACUUGCGAAGUGUGUUAAAUCAAGCGCUGAAGCGCAUGCAACUCCAUUAAAAUGGCAGUGCGCUACGAGCUGGCUAUUGGCCUGAACAAGGGCCACAAGACCUCGAAGAUCAGGAAUGUGAAGUACACCGGCGACAAGAAGGUCAAGGGUCUGCGCGGAUCGCGCUUGAAGAACAUCCAAACCCGCCACACCAAGUUCAUGCGCGACUUGGUCCGCGAGGUCGUUGGCCACGCUCCCUAUGAGAAGCGCACCAUGGAGUUGCUGAAGGUGUCCAAGGAUAAGAGGGCCCUGAAGUUCCUCAAGCGCCGCCUGGGCACCCACAUCCGUGCCAAGAGGAAGCGUGAGGAGUUGUCCAACAUCCUCACCCAGCUGAGGAAGGCCCAGACCCACGCCAAGUAAACGGACGGAAUCUGAUUCGACAUCUCGGCAUCGGAAGGCAACCUGGAGCGCCGUGUUAUGUUCUCAUUUCUUUCCGAUGACGUUACUUGAGAAUUAAACAACUAAAAUUCGUU